This is a messenger RNA of Eutrema salsugineum, 800 nucleotides long. Its product is annotated as autophagy-related protein 8f. The coding region runs from base 230 to 595 and encodes 121 amino acids. Lineage: Eukaryota; Viridiplantae; Streptophyta; Magnoliopsida; Brassicales; Brassicaceae. The record is from RefSeq and is a predicted model, not a curated record. Gene Ontology annotation, biological process: cellular response to nitrogen starvation. The transcript is spliced from 6 exons.
UCAGCUGAGGAAUUUAGAUAAGACCAUGCUCCAUCUGUAUGCAAUCUUUCGCCUUAUCCGUGAAUUUUUAAUUGCUUCGCAGAAUUUUUUGCAGGUUGCUUCUUUGCUUUUUCUUUUCAUAAUCUUUUGUUAAUUGUGUGUUGUUAUCUUCAACGAUAUUGUCGAGCUCUCUGGAGAAGUGUUUGAUCGCAGAAAAGCUUCGUCUUUGUCUUCAACAGGCGUGGAAGGGAUGGCAAAAAGCACGUUCAAGCAAGAGCAUGAUCUAGAGAAGAGAAGGGCAGAAGCUGCUCGGAUUAGAGAGAAAUAUCCAGAUAGAAUUCCGGUGAUUGUUGAGAAAGCUGAGAAGAGUGAUAUACCAACCAUCGACAAGAAAAAAUACCUAGUCCCGGCUGAUCUGACAGUGGGGCAAUUCGUGUAUGUGAUUCGCAAAAGAAUCAAACUGAGUGCAGAAAAGGCGAUCUUUAUAUUUGUGGACAAUGUUCUUCCUCCAACAGGUGCGCUUAUGUCUGCUGUGUACGAAGAGAAGAAGGAUGAUGAUGGAUUCCUCUAUGUCACUUACAGCGGAGAAAACACGUUUGGAAUUGGAUCUCCAUAGAUCUCCUACUGGAUAUUUCAUUUCACCCUUUUCUAUUUCGCCGAAUAUUUCAUCUUCUUAUUUAUUAUCUAAGCAAUCAAGCCUAUGUACGUACUUCUCUAAUAACUUUCGGUUGGGCUUUAAUAUGUACAGCAAACAUAAAAUAAUGUAUAUAACAUGCUUUGGUGAUUAUCAUUUUUCAAAUAAUCUUUAAUCAUCACAACUU